Solenopsis invicta (red fire ant) is the source of this 2721-nucleotide messenger RNA. RefSeq names its product TATA-box-binding protein (gene Tbp). The transcript is spliced from 6 exons. Gene Ontology annotation, biological process: DNA-templated transcription initiation. Bases 543 to 1463 code for a protein of 306 amino acids. Lineage: Eukaryota; Metazoa; Arthropoda; Insecta; Hymenoptera; Formicidae. Gene Ontology annotation, molecular function: RNA polymerase II general transcription initiation factor activity; DNA binding. The record is from RefSeq and is a predicted model, not a curated record.
CCCAUAAAUAGUGGGAAAGCCACAAAACAUAUAUAAAGAGGAAAGCGGCAGUCAGUGUGAGCCAGCGGCAGUCGAUGGAGUUGCUCAGAGUUGAUGAGAACUGGAGUUGGAAGCAAACGUUUAUAUAGCACGUGAGCCUCGUGCCUUAGAAGUGGGUGACUGUUGUAAACAAAACAUUGCAAGCAGGUUGCACAUGCAUGCACAUUGCAGAAACAUAAUUAACGAGCCGUUUUAAGCUCAAUUCUAUUCGGAUUUAUGAGACAGAAUCUCCUGAGGAAAGAAUUGUCUCUUCGUGGCUCGAUCGCGGCUCGUUUGUAUUCAGCUUGAAGAGAACGAGCACGAAAGUUGUGUUUUGUAACAAAGUUUCAAACGUUAGAACUUUGGUACGAUACACUGCGGCCAAGAUUUGUAACUCGCCGCCAGUCGAAAAAGAUUACUGAUUACUUCGUGAAGAUGCGAGGAUAAUUUCGAGGAUCUCGUCCACACCAUACUUCCAAAAAUUCGUCAUUAACAGCCACGUGUAAAUUUACUAAAAGUUAAAGAUGGAUCAGAUGCUUCCGAGCCCUGGCUUUAGCAUACCUAGCAUCGGCACUCCUCUGCAUCAGCCAGAGGAGGAUCAGCAGAUCUUGCCGAAUGCCCUGCAGCAGCAGCAACAGUCGCAGCAGUUCCAGCAGCUGCAGCAGCUGCACUCGAUGAGCCCCAACAUGCAGAGUGGCAUGCUGAUGAUUACGACGCCGCAGAAGAAUAUACACACGUACGCGCCUACUCCUACGUUCGCGACACCGCAGAGUCUCAUGCAACCACAAACGCCGCAAAAUAUGAUGUCUCCUAUAGUACCACAAAAUAAUCAAAUAGCACCACCAUCGAUAGGACCUGCGACCCCAGGACCAAUGACACCAAUGACCCCAGCUUCCGCGGACCCUGGAAUAUUGCCACAGUUGCAGAAUAUUGUAUCUACUGUUAAUUUGAGUUGCAAACUAGAUUUGAAAAAAAUAGCUCUUCAUGCUAGAAAUGCUGAGUACAAUCCAAAAAGGUUCGCGGCUGUUAUCAUGCGAAUAAGAGAACCAAGAACUACCGCACUGAUAUUUAGCAGCGGUAAAAUGGUAUGUACUGGCGCCAAGAGCGAAGGAGAUUCACGUCUUGCAGCCAGAAAGUACGCAAGAAUAAUUCAGAAGUUAGGUUUUCCAGCAAAGUUCCUAGAUUUUAAAAUCCAAAAUAUGGUUGGCAGCUGUGAUGUUAAAUUUCCAAUUAGAUUGGAAGGUUUAGUGCUAUCUCACGGACAGUUCUCAUCUUACGAACCAGAACUAUUUCCAGGUCUAAUUUAUAGGAUGGUCAAGCCUCGAAUUGUAUUGCUCAUAUUCGUCUCAGGAAAAGUAGUAUUGACAGGUGCAAAGGUUCGCACGGAAAUUUAUGAAGCCUUUGACAACAUAUAUCCAAUAUUGAAGAGCUUUAAAAAACAAUGAUUCUACGUAGCAUGUUUUUUUUAAUAAUUUAAUAUGAUUUCUUUUCAACCAACUCCAUUUCUAAUAGAUUAGUUAUUUUGUAAUAUAAAUCAUAUAGAUAAGCAACUACUACGUCUAAUGCUAUCGUUAAGUUGCACAGUGUUGUUAAAUAUCUCUUUGAUUAUUCAAUCAACAAAAUAUCUCUCAAAAUGAUUUGAUAUUCUUCUCACUGCAGAUCUUUUCCAGUUUGUGAAACCGAUCUUUCCUUAAUGAGAAAAUGUGAUGUACAUUAUUUUGGAGUAAUGAUCAGUAUUUUAUUAACCAACUUCGAGAGAAAUAAAUAAAUAAAUAUUUUUUUGUUCAAUUUGCACAUAUAUUUUCUUGAUUUUAAAAUAGAUUUUACACGAAUCUUGGUUAACUAUUAUAAGUACCAAUAUGAGUACUUCAAUAUUAAAGAAAGAUCGUCUUUAAAUUAAUUAAAGAAAUACCAAGCAAAAAGACAUCCAUUGAUUUUGGAACGUAAACUAAUUACUCUAGAUUAGCUAACAUAAUUUUGACAAUAUUAGCUAAUCUAGAUGUAGUAUUUCUAUCUACAUCCAUCUAUAUAAGAUGGAAAUAUGUAUUUCUACCUUAUAGGAAAUAUUUAUUUCUUGAUGUGCAUUAAAUGUAUGAAGAUACAACUGUUAUAAUUUUAUAAUUGAUUUCGCGUUUCUAUUUAUUUUUCAAAUCAAUCACUUUUAAUUGAUAAUGACAACAGAAAUUCUAAAGAUAUAUUUAUACAUAUGUAUGUACACUGUAACCAGAAGUUUCUGAACCUUCCCUUUUUGCCUUCCUUAAGGAUAAUAAUAACGCAUAUAAUUCUGCAUUUAUAAAAUAGUGUCUUCUAGCGAUACAGUGCCUCAAUUAAGAUUACAUAAGCAAUCAAUGUAUAUGCUUUGUCAAUUUUAACUCUUAGCAGAUAUUAUAAAAUUUCUUAAGUUCCAUCACAAAAAUAUUGCUAUAAUUUAAAAAAUUGAAAAAUGGAAUAUAUAUUAAAAUUUGUUAGGCGAUAUGAUUACAUUCACAAUGUCAUUAUAAUGAUACAAUAUGAUGUGUAAUUAAUCAACAUCUCUUAAUUUAAAUUUCUUUAAACAGAGAUGGUCUGUUAUUUUUUCUUAAUAACAUUUAUAUCUGCUGAGAAUUAAUUGUGAUACAUGUACUUGGAAAAAUUAUUGUAACCAUCGAAUAAUUUUCUACUCUGUUUAAUUGUACAUUAUUAAAUUAUUUUAAUAUACAAGAA